ACUGAAAUUUAAUCGGCACUUCUCUUCUCCCUUUCUAUUCCCUAAUUCAAUUCUAAAACCCUAAACCCUAGCACAGAGUUUACUUCCUCAUUUCAUUCUCUCCUCCGUCGGCAACCACACAUAUCCACCAGCGAUGGCGCUGUAUACUUCCCGUCUCCGGCGAGCUCUCCCUCUUUCUUCUUCAAUUUUUGCUCAAACUUUCCAUCAACCAAAUCUCAUUUCUCCAAUUGCAUCACUCUCCCAAUGUACGUCUACCCAAAGCAAUUUGUCUAAGCUUAACCGUUUCGAUUUUCCGUCCCAAUGGAGACUAUUUAGGUCUUCUACAAUAUCGCUGUCCUCGAGGUCUCGAUCAUUUGACCGAAAUCCAGCUGACGAUGAAAUAGGUCCCGACACAAUCCUCUUCGAAGGAUGCGAUUAUGAGCAUUGGCUGAUUGUGAUUGAUUUUCCUAAAGAUACUCAGCUUACGAGGGAAGAGAUGAUUGAGACUUAUGUGCAGACUGCUGCUAAGGUCUUCGGGAGUGUGGAAGAGGCUAAGAAAAAGAUUUAUGCCUUAAGCACAACAACUUACCGAGGUUUUCAGGUCUUGUGUUCAGAGGACACAUCGAAGAAGUUUGAAGGUCUCCCAGGAGUUGUGUUUGUACUGCCUGAUUCCUAUAUUGAUCCAGUAAACAAGGAAUAUGGAGGUGACAAGUAUAAUAACGGAGAAAUCAUUGAGAGACCACCUCCUCCACAGUUUCAAAGACAAGGUAGCAGGCCUCGAAGAGGCCCACAGUAUCAACAAGGCAAUUAUCGCCCUCCUCAGCAGAACUAUGGGCCAGCACAGGGUCAUCCACCACAGCAGAAUUAUGGUGCAGCACAGGGUCCUCCACCACAGCAGAAUUAUAACGCGCCACAGGGUCCUCCACCCCAGCAGAACUAUGGCCCACCAAGGUAUCCUCCACCGCAACAGAACUAUGGCUCACGACAGUAUGCUCCGCCACCUCAACAGAACUACAGACAACCACAGGAUCUUUCUCCACAGCAGAAUUAUGAGCGGCCACAGAAUCCUCAGCCAAACCAGAGUUACGGUGUACCUCAGAGUGUUCCUUCUCAGUGGAAUCAUGGCCUUCAGCCAAAAUUUGUACCUCAACAGAUCUAUGGGCCUCAAGGGGCUGGGGAUCAUAGGGGUCCUGCACCUCCUGAUAGCAACCUAGAUGCGUGGGAUAAUUCCCAGGUUGGAUGGGGUGAUUCAAUACGUUCACCUUUUCCUCGAAGAGACCAGAGAGGUGGUGCACCUCCAGAGCAAGGAGGCUUUGGAGGAGUUCAACAUUAUGGGUCUCAACAAGGUGGAAGUUCUGAACAACAAACCUUUGGAGAUCAACCACUGAGAUAUGGGCCCCAGUUUGGGCAGAACAAUCCAAGGCCAGGAGGAAAUCAGAAUUUCCCACCGAUAGAGCAGCAGGGCAACAUGCAAGGGGGGGAGCAGAGGACUUAUGCAUCUAGUGGUACAAUGGGAACAGAUCAAGAGAGAUACUAAAGAUAUGGUGCAGUAUCAUGACGUACUGAGAAAGGAUUGUUAAUUAGCUUUUGACUAGCUAAAGGUGAUGGUUCUUGUCUGAAUAAUUGAGAAAUGAUCAUGAUCACAUCCUCUAGUCUCAACAAUUACCAAGAAACUUGGGCUGAAGAAUGUUGUGGUAAAUAGUUUUCCAAUGUCUUAAUAUGGUUAUGGAAAUGGUGUUUUGUGAAUGAUAACAUGGAGAGACUUAGGUGUAAAACAAGCCUCUUGUAUCUGUUUCUUUUUGUGCAAGGAAGAAGGUUUCUAAUGCAUUUGCUUAAUUAUUUGUUGUCUUA
This is a messenger RNA of Solanum lycopersicum (tomato), 1830 nucleotides long. RefSeq names its product multiple organellar RNA editing factor 1, mitochondrial-like. Gene Ontology annotation, cellular component: mitochondrion. NCBI's taxonomy places the organism in Eukaryota, Viridiplantae, Streptophyta, Magnoliopsida, Solanales, Solanaceae. The record is from RefSeq and is a predicted model, not a curated record. Gene Ontology annotation, biological process: cytidine to uridine editing; mitochondrial mRNA modification.